CUCAGCCUCAGGUGUCCGCUGCCACUCGUGGAUAAGUAGCUGCAGUGGCCCGGCAGGUUGCUCCGUCUGCGGCUAUGAACAUGGCCAGGACCGGCGUCUGCGACUCCAAGCCUCUGUUGGACUUACACAUGAAGGCGGAGGAGCGGCGAGCCCCUUUCAGAGCUUGGGCCAACACCUGUGGGCCCCUGGAUCAAUGGCAGCCUGUCGACAUGGAGGAGUCCAGGAUGGGCCUCAUCAAAAUGGAGUCUGAGCACAAAUGGGAGCGGAAGUUUCCGGGGCGAGCAGCCGAUGGAAGAAUCAUGGGGCUCCACGAGGACGGCCUGACAGUGGGUGGUGGAACCAAAGAAGGGUGUGUGGAGCAAGCCGUGCUUCUGCCGGGGUUUGAGAGUUUGCUCUCGCUGAUGCCCAGCCUGCUGCGGCACGAGGUGGAAACCACGCUUCAGAAACUGGACCUGAUUUUGGAUCGCACCUACGCCUGGGAGAUGUUUCUGGACAUGAUGAAAUCUCAAGGGCGAAGUUGUUUCCCCAACGCUGACUUGCCCCGGCAUUUCACAGACAGCACCAGGGCGGUCCUUGUGGACUGGCUGAUGCAGGUUCAUGAGAUAAUGAAUUUCCAGGACGACACUUUGUACCUGUCCAUACACCUCCUGAACCGAGCCCUGCGGCAGGUCAAGGUGUCCACCGCCAACCUGCAGCUCCUGGGCAUGGUGUGUCUCUUCAUCGCUGCAAAGAAGGAGGAAAGCCUUCUUCCUGAGGUGUCUGGACUCUGCUACUUGAUGGACCACACCUACACCAAACACCAGCUGCUGAGGAUGGAGCGCAAGGUCCUCUGUGGGCUCAAGUUCGACUUGUCCUACUGUUCGCCUCUUCAUUUCCUGCACAUCCUGGCGUCCCUGGCCCGCUGCAGUGCCAAGGUGGUGUGGAUGGCCCGCUACCUGCUCCAGCUGUCUCUGCUGGAGAACCAGUGUGUGGUGGUUCUGCCGGUGCACUUGGCCGGCGCGGCGCUGUGUUUAGCCCGGCAGGUGGUGCAGGAGCCUCCCACCCCGGAGGGUGAGGCAGCCUGGUGUCUGGCCUCCAGCAUCCACGUCGGCAGCGAGGCCACCCUGCUCAGGAUCAUGCACGUCCUGGCCUCCGCUGCAGCCAAAGCCAAGACCAGGGAGAUGUCUGCCACUUUUAACAAGUUCUCCUCCCCCGACACCAUGCAAGUCAGCAGACACCCGGGACUUGAUGACAUCUCUGCCCUGCUGACCUUGUGAAUGCGACUCGAAACGCAUAACUUGAGCCCUGUCAAGGAGGAAGAGGUGCACAUUCCCAGUGAUGUGGUGGGACGUCUUGUUUUACUGUAAUCUUGCAGCCGCUGUAGAAAAUAUUUCAAUUGUAUUAGUGUCCGUCUUGUC
Molecule: messenger RNA, 1397 nt
Organism: Synchiropus splendidus (mandarinfish)
Lineage: Eukaryota; Metazoa; Chordata; Actinopteri; Syngnathiformes; Callionymidae
Gene: ccnp
Product: cyclin P
Exons: 9
Coding region: 75-1256 (393 amino acids)
Biological process (GO): regulation of cyclin-dependent protein serine/threonine kinase activity; mitotic cell cycle phase transition
Cellular component (GO): nucleus; centrosome; cytoplasm
Molecular function (GO): cyclin-dependent protein serine/threonine kinase regulator activity
Source: RefSeq, a predicted model, not a curated record